Messenger RNA from Ostertagia ostertagi, 345 nucleotides. The record is from the annotation of a GenBank genome assembly. Lineage: Eukaryota; Metazoa; Nematoda; Chromadorea; Rhabditida; Trichostrongylidae.
AUGAAGGAUCUGGUCAAGGAAAGUGAUCCAGGACGCCAGAUGGAUGCGAUUUUGAAAAGUUUGCACUCUUAUGCAUCAAGUCCUGCUGAUCUCAAUGAGGAUGAUCUCGGGAAAAUUGAGGAGUUGGCGGAUCAUCUUGAAGACAUUCUUGGAUAUGCAGAGAUCACGAACCGGUUUGUUGGAAAAGGAGGCUUACUUGUCAUCGAAGCCUUUUUGCAUUAUCCAUCUGAUUGUGCUGCUGAACUAGAGUAUAUAGGAGAGUAUAUUCUUGACUUUGUGGAUGUUAAAGAUAUCCCACCAGAAACGCUGGAAGAUAUAAUUGCAUGCCUUAAGAGUAGAAAGGUG